AAGUUGGUAUCUUUCAGAUACGCUCCCAAAGUACAGCAGCUGCACCAGCAGAGCAAGUGGAAUCCGUACGGGAGAAACGACUCAAGAAAUUCACAGUCUACCGAUGGGAUCCCGAGAAGCAGGGAGACAAGCCUCACAUGCAGACGUACGAAGUAGAUCUCAAUGCUUGUGGACCCAUGGUUCUUGAUGCCUUGUUGAAAAUCAAGAAUGAGAUCGAUCCUUCUCUGACUUUCCGAAGAUCAUGCCGUGAAGGUAUCUGUGGUUCCUGUUCUAUGAACAUUGGUGGUGUGAACACCCUAGCUUGUAUCAGCAAAAUUGACACCAACCUGACCAAGGCUACGAAGAUCUAUCCUCUACCUCACAUGUAUGUGAUCAAAGAUUUAGUCCCUGACAUGAACAACUUUUACGAGCAGUACAGAUCAAUCCAGCCUUGGUUACAGCGGGACGAUGGUCUUCAGCCUGGAGACAAGCAGUACCUUCAGUCUGUUGAUGACCGCAAGAAGUUGGAUGGUCUAUACGAAUGCAUCCUUUGCGCUUGCUGUUCUACUUCUUGCCCAUCAUAUUGGUGGAAUGGAGACAAGUACCUGGGACCCGCUGUGCUCAUGCAGGCCUACCGUUGGAUCAUCGACUCUCGAGAUGAAAUGUCUGAGGAACGUCUGAAAAGGCUGCGCGAUCCUUUCUCAGUUUACCGAUGCCACACUAUCAUGAACUGCACAAAGACUUGCCCAAAGGGCCUUAACCCAGGUAGAGCCAUUGCUGAAGUGAAGAAGCUGUUGUCAGGAAUUGCCAAGAAGGGAGACCCCGGUCUAGAUGCAUUAGGUGCUGCUAAUUAAUUUUUAAUGAUUUUAUUUUUAUUUUUGUUUCUCAAACCGUACACACGUGACACUAAUAUCCGGGUAAAUUGUUCUAUUUUAUUGUAAUUUAUUUUAGACAUCUUGAUUAGCUAGAAUUGUUUUCUGUGCGUAUUUUUAUGUGCAUACAGUGUAGAGGGAAGUUACUGUACUCCCC
Molecule: messenger RNA, 1008 nt
Organism: Macrobrachium nipponense
Lineage: Eukaryota; Metazoa; Arthropoda; Malacostraca; Decapoda; Palaemonidae
Product: succinate dehydrogenase [ubiquinone] iron-sulfur subunit, mitochondrial-like
Exons: 5
Coding region: 138-833 (231 amino acids)
Biological process (GO): aerobic respiration; respiratory electron transport chain; tricarboxylic acid cycle
Cellular component (GO): mitochondrial membrane
Molecular function (GO): electron transfer activity; 2 iron, 2 sulfur cluster binding
Source: RefSeq, a predicted model, not a curated record